Molecule: messenger RNA, 3177 nt
Organism: Erigeron canadensis
Lineage: Eukaryota; Viridiplantae; Streptophyta; Magnoliopsida; Asterales; Asteraceae
Product: pentatricopeptide repeat-containing protein At1g74900, mitochondrial-like
Exons: 4
Coding region: 89-1576 (495 amino acids)
Molecular function (GO): protein binding
Source: RefSeq, a predicted model, not a curated record
AGCGUAACAACUGACAGUCCUCGGCUGAAAAACAUCAUUCUCCUUCUCGGUUUCAAGUUUAAACGGUCGUUUUCAGCUACUAUUACUUAUGCUGCGAGAGAAAUAUGCUAGGAAUUCAUCCUCUGUUUUAUGUUCUUUAAGAUACAAAUGGUCAUUUUGCAAUUUCACCACCACCACGCCACCUCCCUCGCUGUUUCCAGCUGAGGAAGAUGCCGCCGUCUGCCUUUCCAACUUUAUCUUAAAGUUGGAUGCACAAGCUCUAUCCCAUAAUCUAGAAACUAGCUCAGUGUUUUGGACACCGGACUUGGUGAACAGAAUUCUUAAACGUUUGUGGAAUCAUGGACCGAAAGCCCUCCACUUUUUCAGGCUUCUUGAACAUCACCCGACGUAUGCUCAUACUGCAGCCUCGUUUGACCAUGCCAUUGACAUUGCAGCUCGAUUACGUGACUACAAGACUGUUUGGGCUUUUGUAGCCCGUAUGCAAAAACGGAGGCUUGGGCCGAACCCAAAAACGUUCGCAAUUAUUACUGAACGGUAUGUUUCCGCUGGAAAACCAGACAAAGCCGUUAAAGUUUUUUUGUCGAUGCAUGAAUAUGGCUGCCAACAGGAUUUGAAUAGCUUCAAUACGUUUCUUGAUGUUUUAUGCAAGUCAAGACGAGUGAAAAUGGCUUAUAAUUUGUUUAAGGCUUUAAAGAGAAGAUUUAGAGCAGAUACGAUUAGUUAUAACAUAAUUGCAAAUGGAUUUUGUUUGAUUAAGCGAACGCCUAGGGCAUUGGAGGUUUUGAGGGAGAUGGUUGUGAAUGGUCUAGAACCGACUCUCAAGACAUAUAAUGUGAUACUUAAUGGGUAUUUCAAGGCAGGUCAGUUAAAAGAAGCUUGGCGGUUCUUCUUGGAGAUGAAAAGGCGAAAAUGUGAGAUGGAUGUUGUUACCUACACGACAAUGGUUCAUGGCUUUGGGGUUGCAGGUGAAAUCGAAAAGGCACGGCAAGUGUUUGAUGAAAUGAUUGGAGCUGGGAUACUUCCAUCUGUUGCCACUUACAAUGCAUUUAUUCAAGUACUCUGUAAGAAAGACAACGUGGAAAACGCUAUUAUGGUGUUUGAGGAGAUGCUGAAGAGGGGUUAUACACCGAAUCCCACAACUUACAGUGUAGUGAUCCGAGGGUUGUGUCAUAGUGGGAAGAUGGACAAGGCAAUGGAGUAUCUGAAUAGGAUGCAACAUGAUGGAUGCAAACCGAAUGUUCAAACGUACAAUGUGAUCAUUAGAUAUUAUUGUGAUGAAGGUGAAAUCGAGAAAAGUCUGAAAGUUUUUGAGAGAAUGAGUAGUGGUGAAUGCUUGCCCAAUUUGGAUUCUUACAAUAUUUUGAUUAGUGGAAUGUUUGGGAGGAAGAAGUCGGAUGAUUUAAUGGUGGCUGGGAAAUUAUUGAUUGAAAUGGUGGAUAGAGGAUUCAUUCCUCGUAAAUUUACAUUCAAUCGAAUAUUGAAUGGCCUUUUGCUUACUGGAAAUCAAGAUUUUGCUAAACAGAUACUUAGAGCACAGAGCAGAUGUGGCCGUCUUCCUCGUCAUUUCAGAUUAUGAUGUAUGGUAUUGUUGCUGCAAUUCUCAUUAUUAAAUUAUAUAAUAUAUAAUAGACGAAGAAGUCUUUCACGAUAUAGCAGCAAAAGACUUGCCUCCAACCUGCUAUCAUUCUCAUAGGGUGGUUGACAACCAAGAAGUAUCUGGUGGCACAACGUAACUAAUUGAACAUUUUGGCUUCCUGAUGCAUGGCAUGGUUUAGGGAAAUUGUGAUGCAUCGUUUAUAUUGAAUGGUGCGGAUCGAAUAUCACAAGGAAUGGUCUAGACUACGCCGUCUUAACUGGGUCCACACUAGAGAGCCCCUUCAUCCAAAGGCAUGACAACAUAUUAGGGAAAACCUUCUUAGACUCGAACCUGGGUCUUCCCAAAUUCAAGCCCUCACAGAGGGACUUGCUUACCGCUGGGCUACUAACCCGUUGGUGUCAUACCAUUGUAUGUGACUCUAGAAAUUUGUAGUUGUGAAGAUAAAUUUUGGUACAAUCUUUAGCUGCCGACCACCAUCAGAUUUUUAGAAUGCAUCCUCUCCACAGUCCACAACAGAGCGGUUGCUCAUGUACAUAUAGACUGGAAAUGGAGCAUCAAUAGCAACCGGAAAUGGAGCAUCAUCGGGAAUCAGUUUGGUUUGGCUCACUUUAUCCAUGUUGCAGACUUCAGUCUAAACACUUUUUGGAUAGAAGCAUACAUAACGAGGCUGAACAUAGUGAGAUUGAAGGAAAAGAAGCAAGAACUUUCAUCAUCAUCCUCGGUCCUCAUAUUAGAACACUCGAGUCGCCUUCAAACGGAGUUAUGCUGAGGCUGGGAGGUAUAAAACAGAAGGGGCUGCACAAUACAUAUAAUUCUUCAUCUUAUUUACAAGUCUCGCGGCUCAACUGCUAAUUUCUUAUGCUAUCAUCCAGAUGAUAAGGUAUUCUGCACCUAACGUUUAUAUUUAUAUUUAUAUUUUUUGCACAAAAUUGCAACUUUGUUGAUGAAUAAAGAAUCCAUUGAAUAUGAAGGACAAGAAAAACACAAGUUAUCGCAACAGACUGAUAAUCAGGUAAUAAAUAAACUAAAAAUGACCAGAAAUAGACUACAAGAUUAAUAUGCACAAUAUCUAUCCAAGUUUUUUCAAUUGUUGCAUACAUGAACAAUAUGAGUGAAUAUAUAUGCAUUGAUGGCUUGAUCAUCUGUUUAUUUAUGGGUGCUUUUAUGAUACUUUUCUUUAAUCCAUUGUAACCCAAGUGUAGCUCCUUUUGUAACCUUCUUCAUCCCUGUUUUCGUCACUGCUUUUGACUUGCCGAAUCCUUCUCCAACCUUACUCUUAAUGCCACCAUUGCUACCGUUAUGAUUGUAGUACUCCGGCUGUGUAUCCCACUGAUCUGCCCAUGAAUUAUAACUGUUGUCUAGCGCCAUUCCCUUGCUCUUUUGUAUGGGAUGAUUCAAUUUAUCGAUACUCUGUUAUUCUAGAUAAUCCAAGUUAUGUAAUGGUUAGGGUGGAAGUAUAUGGUUUAUGAGGUAGACUUAAUGGACAAUCGAGUGGUGUGUUUAUGAAGAGUGAUGCCUAUUUAGUUUGAUUUGGAAAGUAUAUACAUAUAUAUAGUCGUAAAUUGGAUGUUGAAUUUCAA